This is a messenger RNA of Cyphomyrmex costatus, 3248 nucleotides long. Its product is annotated as nucleosome-remodeling factor subunit NURF301. The coding region runs from base 113 to 3205 and encodes 1030 amino acids. Gene Ontology annotation, cellular component: NURF complex. The record is from RefSeq and is a predicted model, not a curated record. Gene Ontology annotation, molecular function: RNA polymerase II cis-regulatory region sequence-specific DNA binding. The transcript is spliced from 5 exons. NCBI's taxonomy places the organism in Eukaryota, Metazoa, Arthropoda, Insecta, Hymenoptera, Formicidae. Gene Ontology annotation, biological process: regulation of transcription by RNA polymerase II.
AGCGACAAUCCCCCCCCCGCGUGGAAUCGUGUUCCGAAAGCGAGGUUCACGGCACCAGUGCCGGCGAGAACGACGACGCUCAUCGAAAAUACCACGGCGACGCACGACAAUAAUGACUGGAAGAGGCUCAAAGAGGCGGGGACGCCCGCCCAAGUCUGUGGUAAUGGAACGUCCGAAGAAGUUCCAAUAUCACCUGAUGAAAAAGCCCAAGUAUCUACAGAACAGGACAGCCGGUGUGCUUAGUGGCGGUGCUGAGACCCCGGGCUCCCAGCCAAGCACUCCAACGGCGUCGCGUCCGACCUCACCGUCGGUUGAGAGCGAAGAAAGCAGCAAGCGCAACACGAGAAAUCAGCGUAAGUCACGUAGUGGUCGUGAUCGACACUCCCGCAAGGGUGGCCACGCUGGAUCCACAGGUGGUGCUUAUCAGCGUCGCGGUUACAAUCCCAACGUGGACUAUCAUGACUCUGAAUACCAUUAUGGAUCUGAUUUUGGCGAUGAGUCUAGCGAGAAGAGCGAACCAGAGGAAGAUCCAUUGCCGAGUGAUGUGGACACUUCUGAGAGCAUAGAGGAACCUGAUCCCUCGAGUGAUAGUGAUUUUUCACUAUCCAGUUAUAGUACUACUAGUGGCACACCCAGAAAAACUUUGCUUGCUCAACAACGGCCACCUAGUCCAGAGCCGCUGUGGCUGCAGAACAGAGAAUUACCACCAUUAGUGUUACCCAAGUCUUCAGAUGAUCUGUUGGUCCCUAAAGAACUGGUUAUGCCGUCGCUCUCCAUCUACGAAGUACUCAGGCAUUUUCGUUCCCUGGUACGUCUAUCCUCCUUUAGAUUCGAAGAUUUUUGCGCUGCUCUUAUGUGCGAAGAUCAAACUAACUUAUUGGCGGAGAUUCACAUUAUGCUAAUCAAGGCACUAUUGCGAGAGGAAGACUCGCAGCAGACGCAUUUUGGUCCACUAGACCAAAAAGAUUCGGUGAACGUUAGCUUGUAUUUUGUGGACUCCAUGACUUGGCCAGAGGUGCUACGUUCAUAUGUGGAGAGCGAUAAGGGUUUUGAUCAGAAUAUUUUACAGACAUUAAUCACUACUGAAUAUCCUUUUACUGCCAUCGAGGAUAGAAUCAAGGUCUUACAAUUUUUAACAGAUCAAUUCUUAAUAACAAAUCCUGUGAGAGAGGACCUAUUGCAUGAAGGAACUAUGCAUUAUGAUGAUCACUGCAGAGUAUGCCAUCGACUAGGAGAUCUGUUGUGUUGUGAGACUUGUCCGGCUGUUUUUCAUUUAGAAUGUGUAGAACCACCUUUGGUCGAUGUUCCUACUGAGGAUUGGCAAUGUAGUACAUGUAAAGCUCAUAAAGUGAUCGGUGUUGCGGAUUGUAUACCCGAUGUUGAAAAGAAUGGAUCGUUAUGUAGACAAGAGCAUUUAGGAUUCGACAGACAUGGCAGAAAAUAUUGGUUUCUUGCAAGAAGAGUUUUUGUUGAAAGCGAAGAUGGUGAGGUGUGGUAUUAUAGUACACUUUUGCAAUUAGAGGAACUAAUGCUUGCAUUAGAUCAAAAUGAACUGGAAGUAGCACUUUAUCGUGAAUUAUCAGAUUACAAAGAGGAAAUAGUCCGUCAAAUGGAGCUUACAGAGACUAUUACUAAUCAAUUUAAAGGAAACAAAAAAUCAUAUCUAGAAACAGAAAACAAUCUUAUACAAAAGAUACAAAAAGAACGACAAGAGAAACAAGAGAAAGAGGAGGAAGAGAGAAAGGAAAAGCAGAGGCAAGAGGCAGAGGAAAUGAUACGGAAGAUGCACGAGAAUACAGAUGCUCUAGAUGAACGUACUGCUGUAAUAACGGAACAGAGUGAAACAAAAAUUUCCGGUGAUGAGUCGACUCCAGCUGUACAAGUACCUGAGGUGGUCGGCGAAACUGUUGAGGUCGACGCCGAAGUAUCAAAUAUGACAAAUACGGACAAAACUAUUAAAACAAGCACCUCUACAUCAUCGUCUGAAGACGUUGAUGAAGAUACGUUAGAAGGAGAGGAAAAAGUAGGAAAAGACGGCAAAAAACAUACUAUCGUGACAAGAUCGAAGACUGGUUCGUUGCAACCGCGAACCUUUAAUAUGGACGAUAUAAAAAGACGAAGCAUGGCACCAUUGUCGAAGGAAGAGCAAGAGAAGCUAGACAAGAGUUUAAAAGAUUCUGAAAGCGACGGGAACACCAGGGUAACGCGUCAAAAAGCACAUCAAAUCGCAUCUGGUACACACUUAUUCAAAUUGGGCAUGGACAAUAACUUUAAGUCGUACGUCAAUCAGUACAGCACCAAUCCUAUCGCACUAAAUAAGACUCAGAGAAACGAGGAACGCGACAAGAAACGUCACUUAUCGCACAAGUUCUCGCUUACACAAGCAUCAGAAUUUAAAUGGGUGGGCAGUCUGACGGGUACUCGUGCUCUGUUAGUCAGUACCUUACGUCAAACGAUCUUACAACUUGAAAGCAAUAUUCAGGCGUCGUUUAUGCACAUCAAUUGGCCAUUACUACGCAAACCAUGGACUACGGCAGUGGGAUCAUGCGUGAAUCCACGAGACUUCGCGCGCACUCUUAUUGUCCUACAAGCAUGCAUUAAAUCUGUCGUAUUUGCGAGCGUGUGGCAUGAUCAACUCGGUCAUGUGAAACUGCAACGGGUGACUGCUCUCGAACGCGAGGAGAAAAAGCGCCAGGACAAAAAGGAAAAGAAAGAGAAAGAAGAUGAAGAGGAGCGUAAUCGGCUCUUUAAUUUCGUCAAGUACACACUCGGCCUGAAGCAUCAGGUAUGGAAGCAGAAGGGUGAGGAGUAUCGGGUGCAUGGUCAGGGUGGCUGGCUCUGGGUGUCAUCCAGACGCCGUCACCGAGUCUCGGAUAUGACAAAGAUGGGCUUACGAGCCGGUCCACAAAAAAUUAUGGUACAGAUCAAGGAUCAGAAUGUCCUGAAAAUACUUGCAGUUGACCCAUCUACUUAUGAAUUUCUUAUCAAAGAAUAUUGUCCGAGUAAAAUAGAGAAUGGUAUUGUGAAACAAGAAAUCAAAGAGGAAGGAGUAGAAAAUGGUACAAUAAAACAGGAAUGUGACAUGGAAAAUAUAAAAAAGGAGCCUACGACUGACAGCAAGACGAACGGUGUUGAUGCUUCUCCAUUAGUGAAACUAGAAUCCCAAUCGGUCAAGCAAGAAACAAAGAAUUUGUCAAGUAUGUAGCAAGUUUAAUUUGAAUUUAAUACAAUAAAUAUAUUUUUCAACA